UUUGAUUGUUUGUUUUGUUUGCAGACCAUGAUUUGGAUGAGAUUGAUAUGCAGACUGUACGCUAUAAGCCAGAAGCACUAGACAAGCUCUGUAAAAUGACCAAAUUCUCCAAGAAGGAACUCCAGCUGAUGUAUAGAGGAUUUAAACAGGAAUGUCCAUCGGGAAUGGUAAACGAGGAUACAUUCAAGAAAAUCUAUUCACAGUUUUUCCCUCAAGGAGAUUCGAGCCACUAUGCCCAUUAUGUCUUCAAUUCCUUUGAUACGGACCAUAAUGGUUCACUAACCUUUGAGGAGUUUGUACAAGGCUUGUCAAUACUGGCAAGAGGGUCACUGCAAGAAAAACUAAACUGGGCAUUCAACCUAUACGAUAUCAACAGAGAUGGCUACAUUACGAGAGAGGAAAUGUUAAAUAUAGUACAAGCCAUAUACGACAUGAUGGGCAAAUACUCCGAGCCAACGGUUGAAGAUAUCUCACCGGUAGAACACGUCGAAAGAGUCUUCCAGAAAAUGGAUCUGAACAGAGAUGGUGUGGUAUCCAUGGAUGAGUUCAUUGAUUCAUGUAAAAGAGAUGAUAACAUCAAGAAGUCCAUGCAUGUGUUUGACACGAUCUUAUGAUCAGCGUUGGUGCCCUCUACAGUUCAGCUGAUGAAAUGUUUGAACGUUGGAUGAGCAACUACUAGACUUUAUCCUCUAGACUUAUUUUUCAAUAGAACAUUAGGAGCACAAAACUUUACUGAUUAAAGGAGCGACUCUUCGGAAGAUAUGGAAUGUUUUUUUAUAGCUUCGUCCCUUCAACCUGUUGAUCACAUGACAUCAUAUUCUGCUUCUGAUGGGUUGGCUUCACUCCUGUGUCAAAGGUUGAAUUCAUCCCCUGCUGUGAUUGGCCAGUCAAAAUCAAAGAAAAACUUUUCGGCUUGAACAAAGACCCCAUAAUUCAUCUAUUGGUCAAGAUUUGUCUAUUUCAAAUUUGGCCCAUUAAGCUCAUUAGAAUUUAGUUUGGUUUAUUUGAUUUUUGGUUUCUUUGGUAAACAUCAUGAAACUUGUGUAUUUUUUAUAAUGGAUUUAUCAUGCAGCAUAUAGAGUUAUAUAUAGUUAUAAGAGAAAUGCAUGCUAAUUAUUUAAAUAUAUUUAGAAUACAUACGUUUACUUGACCUCUCUAAUAUAUUAAUAUUAUUGCAAUAAGGUGGAGCAUUCUAAGUGAGUCCAUCAACAAUUUGAGAACAUUAUUAAACUUCCUUGCAAGUCAUUUAAGAUGGAAAAGGAGAAUAAAUGUUGUGUUACAGAUUGAAUAAAGGCUUUAAUAAUCCUUCAUAGAGACAUGCUUCUUAUAUAAUAUUGAAAUCAAAUAUAAUGGUCAUUCACAUAUUAACAUAGAUCAAGAGCCCUAGAGAAUUGCAAGAUUUCAUAAAAUAAUUUUGAUCACAGAAUAUUUUUUACCAAAAAUUCCCACUUGAACCCCUUUGAAAAAUAUUUUCCCACAAUAUGUUUUUAAAAUAGCAUGAAUGAUAUCACUCUAGUUACAAGUAUUACAAUCAUUAAUGACAAUAGUGAAUUUAAAAAAAAAUUAUGAAUAAUUCAUUAAAAUGUUUGUUCAGGGGUAAAGUAAAUGAAAGAUUUAAGCUAGAAAUCAAUUUCAAUCAAUUUUGUCUUUGUAUUGGUCAACCAGUUAUGCUGUCAUUUUAGAGAAUUGAAAAAUUAGAACUUGCUGAGAAAUAAUAGAAAUUGGUGACUGGUACUGAACAACUUGUUCUAAAUGAAGUUUGAGAGACAAAAAUGACCCCCUAUUAUCUGUUGACUGUCAGAGCCUGAAGUGUCCUUUCUUACUUUGUAUAAAAACCUCUUUGCAGUUUUCUACUCCCAGUGCUGUAUAGACUGCUGUACCAGUCUUUUCUUUGAGAAAACUUGCCUGUUUUCUGUGAGGGUAAAGGUGAAAAUGCAUUGAUAGUGAAACAAAGGGCAUGGAUGCCAGUCUAGCUUGAAAAUGUUGAAGGAUUGAAGGUCUGAGACAGAAAAAGAUUGAUUCUGUCUCGAUUUAUUCCGGUGCUAUAAUAUCAAAGAAAUUCAUUCUUUAACAAUGGUGAAAGUGGUUUUUACUGCGUAUAUUUGUAUUUAUACAAAAUAAGGGGUGUUAUCUUUAAUAGAGAGUACUAGUUCAAUGAACUUUGUUUCCUUGUUUCAAGGAAUAGAUAGGCAAUAUGAAUAGCAUGCUAGGCUAGGUGUAGGAAAUAAGGAGUUUCGGAAAGUUUCGCUUUAUCGUAGUGCAUUGUAAUGUCUUUUUGAAUAUGUUGCUAAUGAGCUCCAGAUAAAUGAAAUACAGUCAAAUAGCCAAAUACCUUUGCAAGAUAAUCCAAUAUAGCAUUCAAUUCAGCAUUUCUGCUAGCAUUUUUAUGUAACCAAAACAUAAACUAUUUUCUGCCACUUUGCCCCAAGUUGAUUUUGUUAUUGGUUAUGAAAUGUAAAGGUAUGGAUGGAUCUUUUCUGCAUGCUAAAAAUUUCUUCCUGAAAGUUUUUCUGUUUGUUGGCAUAAAAUAAUGGUUAUAUAGAAUGAUGAACAAGUAUUCACUCUUGUCUUGCCAACAUUGUAAUGCAUGUUCCUUUCAGGAUUGAUUUAGGUUUUUUUUUUAACCACCUUCAUGAAUUGUUUUUCCCUAAUACUUUCUUCCUUUUUUUGUGAAAGAUAUUUACAUAUAUCAUUUGCUUGCUAUCAACAGUCAUGAUUCUAAAUGAUGUAGAAUUAACUUUAGAAAUUCUGACUUUAAAAUGCCACCUCAUAAAAAAUAGGAGUUCCUCUUUAAAGCUCAUCAGUGAAGCGUGUAUUUCAAGAAGAUUAAAGAUGAUGAUUGUGAUGGACUUUGAUUCUUUGUACAUUUUGCAUUCCAUUUCUAUAUGUAACAUCUAAACAUUUGAACUGCUGAUUCUCUGUCUUAACUUCCUGUGUACAAAUAUUAUUUUGUUUUAUUAUAACUUCUUAGUUUGAUAUGUUAAUCUAUGGUGAUGUCAAUGUGUUAUUUACUCUUUUGGGCCUCUGUCCUCCUCUACUUAUGAUCACAUUUUUAACAAAGUGCCUUUCAUAUUUAUUGGUAGCUUUAUUGAGGUAUGUAAAUAAACAAAAAACAUUUAUGCAUUUCAGAAGUUUUAUCAUUUGAAGUACUUCAACAAAGUUAUGGUAUUAAAUCAAAUUAUAUUCAGAUAUAUUUGAUUAAGUUUGUUAUUGAUAUAUCAGAAGUCAGAAUUUUGCAAGUUUUAUUAGAACUGGUUGCUGUUUAAUCUGUUAGAUUUAUUUUUCUUCUUCUUCAAGCUGAUAGUUAUAUGAAUGUAGUGCUUCUGUAUUAUUCCAAUUGAGAAUCUGCGUAUUUGAUUGAAAUCUAUGCCAUUAUUAGUAUGAAAUGAUUGGAUACUAGUAUUUGACUUUGUAAAGCAGGUAAUUCAUACGCCAGACCUGUGUAAGGAUGACCAGAUGACACUGCCCUUGUUAAGGGGAAAAGUUUAUGAAAUGACCACUACGUUCAAAAUUAUUUUUGCCUGAGCUUUGAAUUAUGAAAUCUUUAUAAACUAUUUAUAUCUAUAUCGUUUGUGCCGUAGAAAAUAAUCAAUUAUCUUAUUCAAAGAUUUUAUCUCUUAAAAGUUGCUAUUUGAUGGGAGGAGUGAAUCUGUAAAACACUUGGAGACAUGAUAGAUAUAUUAAGCGAUAUAUAUACCAAGAAUCUUAUUCUUAUUAUUAUUAUUAUUAUUUUUAACCUUUUAUUUUUGGGUUCACUUCUUAAAUGUAGAUGAAUAAUUUGGCUACAUUGAGGUGGAUCGUGCAAUAUAGAAAUGGUGUAUGAAUAUUCCUAUUUCUAGUCAACUUAAUGGAAUAUAUUUUCAUUUGAUUUUUAAGAUAUGAGGAGAAUGUUCUUCUUUUUAAGUGUAUGAUAUGAAUAAAUGUUGUAGUAUUUAUUCUAGCUGUUCAAGUAAGAAUGGUAUUUUUUCGCAAACAUUAGUGAAUGCAUUGCAAUUCAUGCCUGUUGUUUGUAUACUUCUCAUACCAAGAUACCUCUAUUGAACUUGUAUUGUCUGGUAUAUAUUCUGCAUAUUGCAUUCAAUUUUUAUUGUCAUCCCAACUUUAUUUGUAUAAAGCGCAUGUAUAUUAAAUCCAAACAGAAAAUAUAUAAAGAAAAUUGUACCCUUUGUAUGAAAUCUAAUACUCAAUCCAUUUUAAGAAAAUAUAAUAUUAGUAAGAGGACUAUAGCAUAUACAGUAUUAUAUUAAAUAUACAACACAUGUGCAGUAUACACACAUGUUCAUUAUAGAUAUACAGGUAUUUAAACGAUUCAGAAAGAAUGUUUUUCUGCCUUACAGAAUAAAUGUGCAUACUUUUGUCUUUCUUGAAACGAUACCGAGGGAUACACGAUUGUGCUUUUACUUUGCACGUUGGAGGAAAACAGUGAGGAAAAUAUUUAAUCAAACUACUUUUUAACGAGUUCAGCAUGAAACUUAGUUUAAUUUUGUUCUCUCCUGAUUUUGACAAAUAAUUCAAAAACAGGAUUGUAUGUGUGCAUUCAUUGAACCCCAAAUUUAAUUUGAUUUACUACAAAUCACUGACCUUUUGGUUUUUUUAAGUGGCCCAAACAUUGUGGAGCGUUUGUGCAGGGCUUUGUAACUGCAAGGAAAAGGCGCUAUAUCAAACAAACAUCUUUUGGAUUGGAUUGGAUUAUUGAAAUUAUUUGGGCCCUAUUACUUUUGUAAUGAGUCAUGAUUGAACCAUUUCAUCACCAUGUAAUCCCCCAUUUGAUACAGAGAGUUUUAUUAAUAUAAUUUAUUUUAUAUUAGGCUGUGUAAGGAAUUCCUGACUUGACUUUGCUUUUACAAAAUGUCUGUAAUGAAAAGUUGUUCUUGAAAACCAAACAGAAAAUGCUGUCUUUAAAUGUGUCUCAACUAUUUGCAUAUCAGCAGAAUCUAAUAUUUAAAUGUUAUAUUGCUAUUAAGAAGGUAUAGAGAUUUCUUUCUCAGGCUGUAGGCAUGAUUGCAUUAAGAUAUGUAAUUAGGAAUGUGUUACUUUCAUUGCAAAAGUUAAAUUCCUACACUUUUUUUAGCUUUGGGAAUAUGUGUAUAUGUGAGCAGCAGCAAGCUUCAAACAUAAAGUUAAUUGUUUUCAAAAGAUGGGAAUUAAAUUGGUCCGCUGUCCGUACUUGUAUCUUUUUGCUUGUAUAAAAGUUUAAGUGUUCUCUCUCUCUCUCUCUCUCUCUCUCUCUCUCUCUCUCUCGCUUUCUGUCUGUCUGUCUCCCCAUCACUUUAAAAUAGAGACAUACAAAUAACACUUUGUUAUAUGGAAUGUAAUUUCUAAUUGGAUGGAAUUACUUACAUACUCGACUUAUGCACAAAUAACGUUGAUGUUGGCAAAUUAUACUUGUGAGCAAAUAAAUCAAUACACUGUUUUGAGUACUAUACUUAUCAAUACAAAUGUGUAUUUCAAUAUAUGCAAACAAACACUUCUCAAAAUCAAAAUAAUUCUACCAUUUAAAAGUCUAGUCUGUCUCUUUCUCUCUAUCUUUCUCAACAUCUUUCUCUUUCUUCCUCUAUGUUGUUUUAUAAGAUUGUGUGUAUUUUCAUUGGGUGUAUCGUUCAAGUAUUUCAAGCAUCAUUUCACUGGUCUAGAAAAGAUAAGGAAAACAACAUGGGCUCUCUUCCCAUUUUCUGCUGUAUAUAUUUCUCUCUUGUUCAUUCAAUUCAUGCAUGGAAAGCACUGCUCAUUUUUUAUGAGGUGCUCCGUGCUGAGUUCGGAUGAUGAUGAAUAUUAUACAAACAUAAACAUAUUAUGAUAUUUGUACCAAACAUUAUGAGACGUAAUUUCACAAUAAAAUGAUGACUGGAAACAAGCA
Molecule: messenger RNA, 5857 nt
Organism: Strongylocentrotus purpuratus (purple sea urchin)
Lineage: Eukaryota; Metazoa; Echinodermata; Echinoidea; Camarodonta; Strongylocentrotidae
Product: Kv channel-interacting protein 4
Exons: 7
Coding region: 48-614 (188 amino acids)
Biological process (GO): regulation of potassium ion transmembrane transport
Cellular component (GO): voltage-gated potassium channel complex
Molecular function (GO): calcium ion binding; potassium channel regulator activity
Source: RefSeq, a predicted model, not a curated record